AAGUGCCAGGCCAGUGCCGGGCCCGAGUGCGACGCGAGUGUACGUUGGUGUGUGCCAGCUUGUCCCACGUCGACAGCGCUAAGCGCGCUCACUGUAAACAACGCCAAGCUACGUCUACGCUACACCUACUAACAAACCGGUUACGACUCUGUGAUGCCGAAGUGAUACACGACUUGUGAUACUGAUGUGGUCGCUGACCCGUUUAUUUAAAAAGUUAUAAGAGUGUUAAUAAUCAGGAGUGUGUGUACUAGCGAUGCGAUGACCUGUGAGCUAAAAACAGUGAUACGGAUGUCUUUGGAUUACUUAAGACGGUGAAUAAUUUACGCGGAGUGCGCUAAAGAAUGGAGCUAAUAAAAAGAAUCCAAUUCUAAAUCAAAAUGGCCGUCGCCAACGCGGUCCUAAUACUUUUAGCAUCCACUGUCCAAGCGUGGAUGCCUGAUGCCAAUGCUCGGAUACAUGUGAAAUAUGGCGAUGAAACUUCAGAACAGUUCGUGGGCAACACUACGGGACCAAACCACUUCCGUAUUUUAGAUAAAGAUGAUUUUUCAAUUUUAGUUGGAGGAAGGAGUAUGGUCUACAACCUCAGCUUAUAUGACCUAUCCGAAAAUACUGAACAGCGUUUGGAAUGGCAAUCGACAGACGCACACAGAGAACUUUGUCAAUUAAAAGGCAAAUCAGCAGAUGAAUGCCAAAACUAUCUACGAGUAGCCGCGCGAGCACAUGGUCGGCUAUUAGUGUGUGGAACCAAUGCUUUCAAGCCGAUGUGUCGUCGGUAUGCCCGACAUCCACCUAAUCACCACCUAGAAGAAUUUGAUGGUACCGGGAGAUGUCCAUACAGCCCGCAACACAAUUCCACUGCUAUUUUUACAGAUGGUCACCUCUACACGGCCACGGCAGCUGAUUUUUCUGGAACUGAUCCAUUGAUAUAUAGAGAACCAGUAAGGACAGAACAUUCCGAUUUACGCCUACUGAAUGAUCCUUCUUUCGUUAGCGCAGUGGCAUCAACCAGCCAUGUUUACUUCUUUUACCGCGAAACUGCUGUAGAAUUCAUGAACUGUGGAAAAGCCGUUUACUCGAGAGUAGCCAGAGUUUGUCUGAAUGACAAGGGUGGACCACACACUUUUAGUGAUCGAUGGACAACAUUUCUAAAAACGCGACUGAAUUGUUCAAUUCCUGGAGAUUAUCCAUUCUAUUUCGAUGAAAUCCAGGCCACCACUGAAAUAAUUAACGGUAUAUAUGGAAGUGGAGGUAGCAGGAAUGAUAUAGUCUAUGCAGUUUUUACUACCCCACAAAACGCAAUAGGUGGCUCAGCCGUUUGCGCAUUUGCAAUGAGAGAUAUUUUAGACGCUUUCGAGGGACCAUUUAAAGGGCAAGAAAGCAUGAACUCAAAUUGGUUGCAAUUAGAAAAAGAAAAAGUUCCACAUCCCCAGCCAGGUUCAUGCGUAGAAGACAGUCGAACUUUAUCUGACUCCGCUGUUAAUUUUAUAAAAACGCAUCCACUUAUGGACAAGGCAGUUCCAUCUUUCUUAGCACGUCCAAUCCUUAUAAGAGUGAGCCUCCAAUAUAGAUUCUCAGCUAUCGCCAUACAUCCGCAAGUUCAAUCAAUGAAUGGAAAUAAAUAUGACGUUAUGUAUGUUGGUACCGAUGACGGAAGAGUAAUUAAAGCUGUGAAUGUCGCUUCAAAUGAAGGAGUGUUUGAUGCAAGUGUAGACGAAUACAGUAGAAAUCCAGUGAGGACUGCUGUAAUAUCUGAAGUACAAGUUUUGCCACAAGGCGUGCCCAUAAGACAAAUGCACGUCGCACUUACAACAGAAAAACUUAUCGUGUCAUCUGGAGAUAUCAUACGAGCCGUGGCCUUAUCUCACUGCACAAAUGUGCAAUCAUGCAGGGAAUGUGUAGCAUUACAAGAUCCUCAUUGUGCAUGGGACUCAAAGCAGCAGCAAUGUUCUUGGGUGGGAAAUAGACAGUUUCCGAAUCCGGAAAGAUUUUUACAAAACGUGGAAUAUGGAAAGACCGAUAUAUGUAAUAAGCUUCCUGCUCUUUUGCCAAACGAUAGGCAUAGCAAUAGGAAUCCAGCGACAAAAAAACCAACGCAAUCUGAGCCGAAUCUACGACAAAAGACUGAUGAUAUUCAAAAUGAAAUUUUAAUUGAAGUGGUCGAAACAAACGUGUUAUCUGAAGAAAAACAUAUGAACGAUAAUAAGCACGAAACAGAUUUAUUGACAGUGGAAGCUGCAGAUGGCAACAUUUAUAGCGCGCAAGCACUUUUAACGGCUGUAGUGGCUUCAUGCUUAGUUACAUUAAUGGUGGGCUUUGUAAUCGGAUAUCUGUUUUCUCGGCGAUUUCGUCACCCAUUUUUUACCGAUACCUCACCAUUCAAUGAACAACACAAUCAUUUAAACAGAUUAAGUCCGUUGGAAACUCCGUUGAAUGUGAAUUCUGGGUAUAUGCCACCUAGAUCCAAAAAUGUGAAUAUGGUAGCGAACGUGUGCCCCCUCGCAAAACAAGAUAAUUUGCACAUAGAACUUGGUAAGGAGCGUGCACUUGAUCUUCGCAAUUCUACGGAAUCUCUCGACAAGGAUCUAAAAUGUGGCACUUUACAAAAAGUUAAAAAGACUUACAUAUGAAAUAUACCCGAAAAGACAGUGUAUGGAACUAUUUCAAAGUGAUAGUAUGAAUUAUGACUUUGUAUCGCGUGUGCCAAGUCUUCCGAGCGAAUCGGUGAGAACAGCAAGUGUAGUUUGCAUUGAUCGUUGUGAACGUGAUAGUGACUCUUUCCUUUGUAAAUAAUAAAAAUAUAUUUUAUAUUGUUGUACAGUUUAUAUAGUUUAAAUAUUGAUAUACUAGUUUUAAAUGACAAGAAACUGCAGUGGUAAAUAGUAAAUACACGUGCAUUUAUAAACAAAUCCAUGAAAUGUAUGAUACAUGAAUGGUAAAUCUAAGUUUGUGAAGUAUGUAUAAACUUUUAAAAAAUUGGAUUGAAUUGUAAUAUUUUAUAAUGCAUAUAUAAAUACACCCAUAGUGAAAAAAAUGUUAUCUUUUCAGUAUUAUCUACCGUGUCCAUUGUAAAUCGGUAAAGCUAUUAUACCUACCUAAUACAUUCCACAUUUACGUAGAUAUAUAAUUUCGCUACGCAGCUCUGUAAAUAUAAAUAUGUAUAUAAUGCUAAUAUAAAGCGAAAUAGUGGUCUUCAUAUACAUAGGAAAUUAGUUCAAAUAUCAAAAAUCGAAAUAAUACGUAGGUAAUAAUAAUCAUAAGUAUCAUAUCUAGCAAAAUUUAUUUUUAAUGUUUCGGCAUAAAAAAUAGAGCGAAACAAGCUAUAAGCAAAUGAAACAUGUAAUUAAAAUAAAAAGAAACAAUUGAUUACAUUAAAAAGUAAAAAUUGUUGUUGUUAUCUAGAUUAAAAUUGCUGUGCUAAGUGCAUAGUGCCUUGUAGGUUGCCAAUCUAGUGCCUAAUGUAAUUUAGGAAGCAUAAAAUGAAUAGAAUAUGUUUAAUCAUCUGUUAAUACAUGUUUUAAAGUUUGCGAAGCUUUUAAGAUAUCCCCGAUAGUCCUUAUAUGUAUAUGUUUUCUCGAUUCAUCCAUAAUGCGUAGCACAUAAAUUGUUCAUAGCUUAACAUUAUUUUGUCGAUUUACCUACUAAGAGUAUGGUUUCGAUUUUGACUCAUUAAAAUAAUUAACAAAUUCAAGUAUUUAUAAUUGUAUAAAAAUAAAAAGUUAACAAUAUUUUGAUACUAAUGAAAAAAAGGCUAAUUGUACCACCUGAGAAAAUCAGAGAUCUAUAAAAAUUAAUAAGUAUUCCCACCGUGACUCAAAGGUUAAAUAAUGAACGGAAUUUAUUUCUGUUUUAUGAUAUUAUAAAGUUUUUUUUUUUUAUUAUUUUAGAUAUAAAGUGUUAGUUUAUUAUUAGGACACCUUUUAAAAUAAUUUUGAUUUUUUUGAUCAAUGUGUGGCAUGGUAUCAUUGUAAAAUCAUACAUGUUAAUUACAUACACGCAUUUUAUACAUUUCAAUUAAAAUGACUGUGUACUCCGAGAAUAUGUAUUAUUUAUAUUCUUUGUAUUAAAUAAAUGAAUUAAAAAAAUG
Messenger RNA from Colias croceus (clouded yellow), 4084 nucleotides. RefSeq names its product semaphorin-1A. The transcript is spliced from 11 exons. Bases 378 to 2627 code for a protein of 749 amino acids. Gene Ontology annotation, biological process: neural crest cell migration; negative chemotaxis; semaphorin-plexin signaling pathway. The record is from RefSeq and is a predicted model, not a curated record. Gene Ontology annotation, molecular function: chemorepellent activity; semaphorin receptor binding. Lineage: Eukaryota; Metazoa; Arthropoda; Insecta; Lepidoptera; Pieridae.